Messenger RNA from Passer domesticus (house sparrow), 6071 nucleotides. RefSeq names its product bridge-like lipid transfer protein family member 3A (gene BLTP3A). The coding region runs from base 122 to 4498 and encodes 1458 amino acids. Gene Ontology annotation, molecular function: histone deacetylase binding. The transcript has 21 exons. The record is from RefSeq and is a predicted model, not a curated record. Lineage: Eukaryota; Metazoa; Chordata; Aves; Passeriformes; Passeridae.
AGGGGCCGGCCCGGGGCGGUGCGGACAGGGACGGGCGGUGCGGGAAGGGGAAGGGGCCGGCCCGGGGCGGGCGGUGCGCGAUGGGGUCCCGCCGCCCGCGGGCCUGACCCGCCGGCCCGGCAUGGCGGGCAUCAUCAAGAAGCAGAUCCUGAAGCACCUCUCCCGGUUUACCAAGAAUCUCUCUCCAGACAAAAUCAACCUGAGCACGCUGAAGGGCCAGGGGCAGCUGACCAACCUGGAGCUGGAUGAGGAGGUGCUGCAGAAUGUUCUGGAGCUGCCCACCUGGCUCGCCAUCACCCGGGUCUACUGCAACAAGGCCUCCAUCAGGAUCCAGUGGACAAAGCUGAAAACACACCCAAUCUGCCUGUACCUGGACAAGGUGGAGGUGGAGAUGAGGACGUGUGAGGAGCCUCGGCCGCCCAAUGGACAGUCCCCCAUCGCCCUUGCUGCUGGACAGAGUGAAUAUGGCUUUGCUGAGAAGGUCGUGGAGGGGAUGUUUAUUGUUGUCAAUUCCAUCACCAUCAAGAUUCACUCCAAGGCCUUUCAUGCUUCUUUUGAGCUGUGGCAGCUCCAGGGCUACAGUGUCAACCCCAACUGGCAGCAGAGUGACCUGCGCCUCACCCGCAUCACGGACCCGCAGAGGGGAGAGGUUCUGACGUUCAAGGAGCUCACCUGGCAGACCCUGCGGAUAGAGGCAGAUGCCACGGAGAAUGGGGAUCAGGAUCCUGUCACCACUCCUCUGAGACUCAUCACCAACCAGGGGAGGAUCCAGAUCUCUCUCAAGAGAAGGACCAAAGAUUGCAACGUGGUGGCCUCCAAGCUGAUGUUUCUGCUGGAUGACCUGCUCUGGGUGCUGACAGACUCUCAGCUGAAAGCAAUGAUGAAAUAUGCUGAGUCUCUGAGUGAAGCCAUGGAGAAAUCUGCUCAGCAGAGGAAAAGCUUGGCACCAGAGUCUGUACAGACCACCCCCCCUGCUCCCAGUGCCCAGCAGUCGUGGGCUCAGCCCUUUGGAGCCAGCCCCAACGCCAGCAGCAUCGGGCAGUACUUUGACAAGCACGACAUGAAGGAAUCCUCCUACCACCUGCUCAUCUCCCGCCUGGACCUGCACAUCUGUGACGACAGCCACGCCCGGGAGGCAGGUGCUCUGAAGCAUGGGAUGCUGGGUGGUGCCAUCCAGCUGACCUUCAGGAGGAUGGCUUUUGAUUAUUAUCCUUUCCACAGGGCAGGAGAUGCCUGCAAGCAUUGGGUGAGGUACAGUGAAGCAAUGGAGACUCGGGGACAGUGGGCAAAGAAGUUGGUCAGUGAAUUUCAAAGCAAGAUGGAGAAGUUUUAUGAAGAAACAGACCCUGUGUUUGCCAGGACUCCACUUUCCCCUUUCAAAAAGAAACCAGAGGCUCCCCAGAGUGGCCAGAGGAGCCCCCCAGAGAAGGGCCGGGCUCCCCCCACGAGUCUCCCGCGGCUGCGGCACCCGCCCUGGCAGCGGCUGCGCUCCAGCUGCCUGCUGGUCAGGGUGGAUGACCUGGAUGUGCACCAGGUCUCUACAGCGGGGCAGCAAAGUAAGAAACCCUCCACCUUGCUUUCCUGUAGUAGAAAAAUCUUCAAACUCCCUGACCAGGUCUCUGCAAUCCAUAUUGAAUUCACAGAAUAUUACUUCCCAGACAAUCAGGACUUUCCAGUUCCAUGCCCAAACCUGUACAUGCAGCUGAACGGCCUGAUGCUCACCCUGGACACACCGAGUGUGCUCUGGAUAAACCUCUUCUGCCUGGACCUGUGUCGCAGCCUGGAGCAGUUCAAAGCCAUCUACAAGCUGGAGGACUCAGGCAAGCGGGAUGAGCACGUGGACGUCCGGCUGGACGGCUUCAGGCUGAAGCUCAGCAUCCCCGUGGAUAAGAAAGUCACGGAGCACCGGGACCGGCCACAGGCCCUGUGUGUUUGCAUGGCAGAGGUGACAGCCACCAACACCCGCCACGCUCCCUCCUGCAGCUGCCAGGACCUGCAGAGCCUCUUCCGGAAAUUCGCGGGCUCGCAGUUCUUCCACUCCAGCUAUGCCCAGUUCCCCCGGGGGCAGGACAGGUUCAGCCUCCUGCACACCCUGUUCCUGCGCCACGCCUACCACGUGGAUGACAGGCCACAGAAGCACCCAGGCUUUCCCCAGCUGCCUCACAAAACCUCUGCCUCGGAGGAUCUGUGGUCUGUGAAUUUCAGUGAGCUCUCGCUGGGAUUUGAGGGGGCUGAAAGCUCCAAGGGCAGAGUCCUUAGCUUUAUUGACCCUUUUCCCCUUUCCAUAUGGGCCUGCCUGCCCAAGAGGUGGGGGCAAGCUCAGAUAUCUAAACGACAGGAACUGGCCACCUCUGAGGUGAAAAUCAAGCCUUCUGCCAGCUUUAGCAACCACUCCAAGAACGAGAACCUUUCCAGAGAACACGGUGUUUGUCAAAGAUCAAAGACUGACCAGGAUCUGAGGAAUAUCUAUAAGGCUCCAGACACGAUGGAUGUCUUGGGAGAAUCUGACUGUGAAGUUGAUGAUGGAGUAGACAGUAAAGAGCUGGAAGCCUCUGCUGAUAUCCACGUGCUCAUGUCCUCCUCUGUCCACGUCAAAGUUCGGCUCAACCACUACCAGUACUUGGUGCUGCUCAGGAUGAAGGAAGUUCUGCAAGCACUACAGGAGCAGCUGGCCCAAGAUACCCAGGAAAUGACCGGGUCUCCUUUAGAUCCCAUGUCUGCUUGUGUGGGAGUUAUGUUCCACAGUGCAGAGGUGGCCCUGCUCAUGGCCCCUGCUCCAGGGUCUGUCCUGGAGCCCAGGUCCCUGGACUCGGACACAACCAGCCUGAUCGAGUCUGAGCUCUCACCCUCCGACAGCAAGGAGGGGCUGGCAGCUGAAGAGAAGGAGCUGAAAUCAGAGAGCAGUUCGGAGAAGGGCUUGGGCAGCACCUCAGAGCUCCCAGAGGACAGUGGGACCCAGGACACUGGUGCCAGUGUCCAGCUGGAGAGGCUCCCGAGGUCCGCGAGCGACGGAGCCCUGGGCGCAGCUCCCCGCGGUAAGGGCGCAGAGGAGAAAGGCUUGAUAGAGGAAGCACACGAAGCUGUGGAAGCCCUGGCUGCAGAAAGACCAGCAGAGAGCAGCAGCCACCCUCAGAGCCCCCCUGCUCUCCCUUCCAGCCCAGCCUCGGACACUCAGCCCUCGGGCAGAGGCGUCGCCCUCAAUGGCCAGGCAGAGCUGAUCCCGCUGCGCAGCAUCGAGGAGGAGCUCUCCAGUGCCCUGCACAUCACCAAGGACGCCACGAAGGAAGCUCUGCACGCCACCAUGGACCUCACCAAGGAGGCCAUGUCCCUCACCAAGGAUGCCCUGAGCCUGAGCCGGGACAAGAUGACCUCCACCAUGCAGAGGAUGCUGUCCCUGCCCCCGGCCAGGGAUUCUGUGCCCAAGGCAGAGGAGGGAGCGGUGACCCCGGGCGGGGCGGGCAGCGGCCGGAUGCGAUUCUUCUCCAUGAAGAGAACCUCAUCCCAGCACUCCUUUGACACCACAUCCGUGGAUGGGAGUGGCCCUGAGGACGGGCUGUCCGUGGACAGCGAUGGCAGCGAUGGCUUCGUGAUGCUCACAGACUCUGAACCCAGCCUGGACCCCCUUUCUUCAGGGCAGCUUCCCCAGGCCCACACUGACACGGGCAGCAGAAGCAGCCUGGUGGCAGAGGACGAGGGUGGAGUGUCCCCUGAGGUGAACAGCUCCACGUCCCAGAGUGAAGAGCCCAGUCUGCAGCUGGUGUCUGUCCUCGUGCUGAAGAUGAAUGAGGUGAACUGUGCAAUAGAGGUACAAGGAGAUGAUUUGUCUGUGGCUUUACAAGUGAUGAACGUGGUUCCAGAGCAGCUGAACAACGUUGGCAUGUGGCAGUUCCUGCGUGGCUACGUGGCUGCAGGGGACGCGGGUGUGGAGAAGGCAGCGGGGCCUGGGCAGCCCCAGCCCGAGGUGUGCCUGCGCCUGCAGUCGGGGCCGGCCCAGCGCAACGGCUUCCUGCAGCUGCUGCUGCACAGCCCCUGCACCCAGCUCUGCACCUCCUGCCUCGCCAGCCUGGCGCCCUUCCUGGAGGAUGAAGUCAUCCCAGAGGUCAUCCCCAUGGAGAUAGAGGUGGUGGAUGCCAAAAUCACCUUGAAGGAUGACAGCCCCCCAGUGUACCCCACGUCCCCUGGCCCUGUCCCCAUCACCUUGGCAAUGGAUCACCUCGUGGUGAGGCGCAGGGAUGACGGUGUCUUCUAUCUCACAGCUUCCCAGGGGAAGGACUCAGUGAAACAGGAAAAACCUGUGUCAGUCCCUGAGGAGCAGAAGGCCCCAUCAGAGUCUGUCUCACCAGCCCCAGCAGCAGGAGCACGUGGGCUGCAGCUCAAGCAGGUGCCAGAGCUGCAGAGGGAGCUCCAGACCUUGAAACUGGCCCUGGCAGAAGCCAACAUGGACAAGGCUCGUCUUCUGCAGGAGAUCAGGAAGUACAACCCCCUGUUCCAGCUCUGACAGUGCCAGGGACAGGCCACCAGCACCAGCAGGGCAGGUUUGGUCAUUUCGCUGCCAAACGGGUCCAACCCAGGACUGGAACCAGCUGUGACUGCAGAGACUGGGCAGGGAGGGAGGGAGGGAGGGGCCUGGCUGAGGGAAAUGGGAGCUGUGAGGAGGAGUUUGCUCUGCUCUGGCCAGCCCACAACCACCAGGUCAGAUUUGGGGGGGCACACCCCAUGUCUCCUCAUCUCUGGGUGUUUUUCAGCCUCCAGCUUUUGUGGUGACUUCUGGAGAUGUUCCAUGCUGGGGUUUCUGCUCCUUUCACCCUUCCUAGCUGUGUUCUUGCCCAGCUCUGCACACCAGGGCCCACAGCAGGAGCAGGGUGGUCACCUCAGCCCCUGGGCAGUGCAGGACAGCGGGGGCAGAAAGGGCAGGGCUCUGCUGGGAGAGCAGGGCUGCUGUCACUGGAACCAGGGAUGGCAUUCCCACUGUGGAGUGAGGGCACACAGCUCACUAUUCCCACAAGAACAGGGUCGGGAUAGUCCAGAAAUUCCUUCCUUUUCAUAAUUCCUUGUGGAGAGGUGGAUGCAGCGUAUGAGACUUCAUUCCCACUUUAUCCCACAAUGUUUGGCUUGAUUGGUGCAGGAGUUAAUUCCUUACAAGGCACUGUUUAAACUUUUACUAUGAAAGAACAGGGUGAGGGAGGUUGGUUCAGUCUCAGGUGAUGCCCUGGGUGUUUUUUGGGGUGCACCUUGUCCUCAGAGCUUUGUGUGCCCCAGUUCCCCAGUGGGGAGGAGGAGGAGGAGCAGCUCUGGCUGCUGAGGAAGGAGCUGGGGGUUUCCAGCACUGGGUGGGAUCUCAGCAGGGCUGAGGGGCUGCUGGGGAUGGGACCCCAGAACCUGCCAGCCCUGCUCCCAAAAGGAAACCACUGGAGCAGCUCCCUGGGAGCACUGCUGCAUUUUGUGUCACCAAACCUUUGUGCUGCUCCCUCUCCCCGGGGGAGCUCUGAGAACUGCUUGCCUGAGGUGGAAUGCCACGGCGUUCCUGCUUUUUCUUCAUUCAUUGCUUGAAAAUGGGAGGUUUCCCUCUUCUGCUUUUUUGAAUUUUCAUGACAUUUUGUGUGUGGGAAGGGUAUGCCAAGGGUGUGCCCAGCCUGCAGGGUCCCACAGCUCCUCCCACUGAGGCUGGGCACAGCUGGGGCCAGGUUGUUUACAGCAAAUUCCUGCUCCAGCACCUUCAGUCCGUGGGUUUUGUGGAAGAAUCCAAACAUUUCCUUUGCUUUGAAGGCCCAGUAAAAAGGAGUGUCACCCAAAACCUCCUGGGUCCCCCCAGGUUGUAAAUAUCAAAGUUUACUUUGUGGAGCCUCUGGUUCAAGGAUUCUUGCAGUGUUCCAGGGAGCCCUGCCUGGCACAGCAGAGCACUCAGCAGCUCUCCCAGGGGCAGGAGCAGCUCCCUGGGAGGGGAUGGGGGAAUGUGCAAGGCUGAAUUGAAUUUGAAUUUUAGGCAGCAUUGCAACUCUGCUGCAGUUUGUUUCCACUGAUGCAUUUAUUGGUUCUGUGAACCAGGAGCAGAAUUAAACUCAUUAACCAGG